Molecule: messenger RNA, 6631 nt
Organism: Macrobrachium nipponense
Lineage: Eukaryota; Metazoa; Arthropoda; Malacostraca; Decapoda; Palaemonidae
Gene: mrj
Product: dnaJ homolog subfamily B member 6-like
Exons: 3
Coding region: 361-1155 (264 amino acids)
Molecular function (GO): Hsp70 protein binding
Source: RefSeq, a predicted model, not a curated record
AGUGCGUCUCUGUAUUUUUUCGAAAUCAUCCCCACGACGAAGAUUACAGUGGAAAUUUGAGGAGUGUGUUGUGUGAGACGGUCUGUGUCGUGAAAGAGGUGGGCGCAGUGGUUUACGUUUGAUGCUCACCUGAUUGGAAAUUGAUUCCUUUGGAAAGAAGAAAAAUAGCAGCUACCCCGUGUCCUUUUCUUCUGCUUCUUCCGGCAUUCUCGUCGUCGCUUGUCCUUUCAUUUUGAACGCACCAACCUCGUUAUUUGCUCGGGAAAAUUAGGUUUCGGCCGUCAAUAAUUCGAUUAGUCUUCCCGACAGAUUUGAGGCGACAUCGUAGCCAAGUGUUUGUAGGGCUACGAACAUUCCACAAUGGUGGAUUACUACAAGGUGCUGGAGGUGAGUCGAAGUGCCACCGUAGCGGACAUAAAGAAAGCAUAUCGACGUUUAGCUCUUAAAUGGCAUCCAGACAAAAAUCCAGAUAAUCAGGAUGAGGCUACAAAGAAGUUUAAGGAAAUAUCCGAAGCCUAUGAAGUUUUAAGUGAUGAAAAGAAAAAGAAGAUUUAUGAUCAGUAUGGCAAAGAGGGUCUACAGACAGGGGGUGGUCCAGGUCCUACUAGACCUCGCACUUCCCGCUCAGCGCGUCAUCACUACCGUUAUGAUGAUGACUUUGAUUACUCUUUCCCCACAUUCACAUUCAGAGAUCCAGAAGAGGUAUUUAGAGAAUUCUUUGAAGGAGACCCAUUUGCAGAAUUAUUCAGUUUUGAUCCAUUUAAUACCCUCGACCACAACAGGAGGCAACGAAGACAAGGUAGACACAGAGGAGGUACAAGCCAUGACAAUGCCUGUGACCUUCACCAUGCCAGUGCACUUAGUAGUAAUUUCUUUACUCCUUUUGGACCUAUAUUUGGCUCUUCGAUGUUCUCUCCAUUUGCUGGUCUUGAAGGGUUCAAUGAUGGUGGCUUUACCUCAUUCUCAUCUCAGUCAUUCACUACAAUGGGAGGUCCUGGAAUGAAACGUACUUCCACGUCAACCAAAUUUAUUAAUGGUAAGAAAAUAACCACAAAGAAGGUGUGUGAAGGAGGCCAAGAGACUGUUCUGACCUUCGAAAAUGAUGUCCUUAAGACGAAGACUGUUAAUGGUGUACCACAAGCCUUAUCGUACUAAAAUUAGUGUUAUUCCCAUGUCUUCACAGUUUGUGGAGGUGAUUGAGAAGUAAAAACUAUGUAGCUAACCUAUGUUUUUUUCUCAAUGCUGUAUUUAUGAUUUCUGUAAGGCAUAGAAGUCUUAGUUGCAGGAACUAUUUUUUAGUAAUGCUUACACUUGCCAUUUUAUUAAGUUAUUGAAAUAAAUUUUUUUAUUGGCAUAGCAGAUUUAGUUAUGACUUAAGUGCAACACUUCCUUUUCUAAGAUAUAUAUUUUCUCCAUUUCAUAAAAGUUAUCUUCCAUAGUCUGUAUUUAUAUAUAUUGCUCGCUGAUCGACCUGCAUCCUCACUGGAUUUGUACUUAUCAAUUUUUUUUUAUCUGAAUUUCUUUUCUAGGUGAUUUCUUGAAAUAUAGAAAAUAACGUUCCUUUGGAGAGACUGAUAAUUAGUUUGCUGCACCUAACAGUUAUAUAACCAAAUGCCUCCUCUUUUGCAGCAGUUACUUAACCAAAUUCUUCCUCUUGUUUGGAGAACAUCAAAUAUGCCUGUUUCUAAUGUGAUUUUUAGAGUUGAAAAGAAUGUUCUUUCAUUUUUUUGAGCGCUUGCUCUUUUCCUAUUUGCUGUAGUAAUAUGAAAGGUUGCGUCAAAACACUGGAUAACUUUUGUAGUUUUCUUGUAUGAAGAGAUUGUGUUAUAUCUUGUGAGGGAUCUAGUAAAGGAGAGAGUAUGUGUGUGUGUGUGUGUUUAUUUAUUUAUUUAUUUUUUUUUGCAGUUGAAUGAAAUGGGAUAUUUGCUUUUAGUGUAAGUUUAAUGGUAUGUGAAAGCUGUUACUUUCUCUAUGAUCCAAUAAAUAGGUUACUUUUGUAAUGUUUGUUGAUUUCAUGCCUCUUUGUUCAAGGAAAAGGAAGUAAAGUCCAGUAAUAUAUAACAUGAGUUGUCCAGCCUUGCAUCUCUAUGGAUCUCAGCAGUUUGUUACUAACCAAACCUUGAUUUUUCUGAAACAACUUGCAAUAAUGAAAUUUGAGAAAUUCUUUUAAGAGUAGUUACUGUGCUUUACCUACACUGAUUUGGUUGAUUUCAUUUAUGUUGGAUUUGCUAGUUAGACAACUUAAAUUAUUCUUCCCUUAAGGAGAUUUUUCUCAAAGAAAGGUUUGGUAGUUUUGUGACUUGUCUGUACAAUAUACUGUUCUAACAAAUGCUGACAGCUGAAAGUCUUUGAGCAGUUUUGAAGCUGGUAAAUAGGCACUUCAGUACUAUACUAGGGAAAAGAGAAAAGCCUUUUUAAUCUAUACAAAAUUGUUCUGGGUUCUUCAAGUAUGUUUCUGAAAUAUGGAGUUUCUACUUGGUUGGGUAAUAAUUCGCCAAAUUUUUGUGCCCAGUCAGGUAUGUGGUAGCUGAAAAUUUAGUGUGAUUUUUACUAUGUAUGAUGAAGGCUCAAAACAAUGAGAUAAAAAUAUUUUUAAGUGGGAUUAAUAGUAUUUUGAGGUAUAUUGCAAACAGCUGUAUGCAAAUAUUCCCGUUGAGAUUGUUUUUAGGUAGGUAGUGAGUAGCUGUCAUUAUUCCAAGAUGCAAGUUUCAGUAGAACGCAGUAAAAAUUCAUUUCCUAAUAAAAAUAACUUUUCUAACACUAUCAAAUUAAUGAAUUUAAGGGCAUCAGUACAUGUUCAGUAGAUUUUUUAUUGAACUUUUGUUUCAUGUAAAUUCUCAUGCUAACUUUUUAGUAAUGUGAAUACUGUACAGACAAGAAGUAAUAUAUCACGGUUGUCAUUAAAAAGAUUUGUUGGCCACAGUACCAGACCCAAAAUUAAGAUCCAUCUCAGAGUUCACUAAGGAAAAAAUUAUUUUUGGUGGAAAUUUGACUUUUUAUGAAAGAGCAGCUACAUGGUGCAACAAUUACUGAGCAUGUAAUUCACAAUGUUUCGGAAUACGUACAUACCCAAAUUUAUUACAUGGUAGUUACAUGUAUAAGUGGUUCAAGUUUAAAUUAAUUACUCAAUGUACUUUCCAAGCUAUAUUUGUAGUUAUACUUUAACAAUUGGUAGCAAUUUAGUGCAAGGAUUCUGUUUAGAAACGCCAAAAUUAGAGGAUUUCCUGCGUGUUACUUUCUGUUGUUAGGUCUUGAGAUAUUAUUUAAAUGUAAUUGUCUAGUGAAGAAAUUUGUUCAUUGGGUUUUAGAAACCUAUCUUAUGUGAAGCCUCCCAGUGUCACUUCUGUAGGUGGAACUGGGAUACAUGAAGAAUGCAAAGGGUCUGUUAGAAGUGUUGCCACCUAUUCCUAUGAAAUGAAGAGAUCCCAAACUUUACAUGAAGAAUGCAAAGGGUCUUUUAGAAGUGUUGCCACCUAUUUCCCUGAAAUGAAAAGAUCCCAAACUCUUAAGGACCUAGAGUAAUUCUCAUAAAAUAUUUGCCAAACGUGAAACUAUGUAAAUUUUCUCUGUUGUGUGUGGAUAAAAGGUUGUAAAAUCUGUUGUGUAAUUAUAAAGAAUUUUGUGCCCAGAGGAAUUGCUUUAUGGUAACUAAUUACCAGUUGAAAAACUAAAAAAAUUCCUUUUCCUUUGAUGAUGUAUUAUGUAGAAAAACAAGACAAUUUUUCUUUGGUUUCUGAAUAAUGCUACUGAUAAGGUUUUGUCCAUUAAAGGAGAAAACAUAAAGGGGGAUAAGGGGACAAAAGAGUUUAAAAGAUCUAACCAAGGGGGAGUGGGGGACAAAGAGGUUAAAAGAUCUGUGUAUUUUCAAAUUGAAGUUGAUUGUUUUGGUUUUGCUGAACUGUAAAGAGUAGAUGGAUCCUGUUUUUGUGUUAAAAAAUUAAUGUAGAAUAUAAUUUCAGAAUUAAAAGAGCAUUUAGUUUCAAAUUCCAGAACUGUAAAAUAAUUUGGGCAUUUUGGAUUACAUUAAGAAUACUGCAUAUAUAUAUAUAUCCAGAAGUCACUAAAGGAUAACCAAUGGCAAUUCAAGUCUAGUACCUUAUUCAAAGGCUAGAAAAAGUCCCAUGCAACAGGAGCCAUUUAACACACUUAGUUUCAACUAUCAUUGCUGUAAAUCCUCCAUGUAUUUUUUGUCAGUCCUUAUGAUAAUGUAGGUUGAAACAAAAGGGUCACUGUUAGGGUAGUAUGCAAAUUAUUUUUAUUAUCUAGAUGAAGUUUUUUUGGAACUAUGAGAUUUUUGUGACUUGUGUUUUAUCUCUUUCUUCUUGAAUGCAUAGAAGAUUUAAUAACUGAAUGUAAAAACACUACAGUACUGUCAUGGUGUUCUUUGGCCUUAAGAGGUCAUUGACUUAUUUUUCACAAAAUAAUGAAAAUAUGAGUAUUUUGUGUAGAGGUUGUAGUACUGGUUUUUGGCUCCUUUUUGUGUUUUUAGUAAUUUUAUAUUUUAAUGCUAUCAGAUUUGAUCAUAUUGCAGUGAUCUGACAUGUUAGGGGAGCUGAGGUACAAAGCUGUUUACUGCAAACAACAUUUAACAGUAUGAGUUCUUGGCCCACUGAAAAAUAAAUCGUGUGAAAGAGUGCAAUAGUUGCUACUCUUAGUACCUUGGGACCUAUGGUAUAAUAAGGGGCAAGGUUGUCAGUGAACUAGAAGCCAUAGAUGAUUAAGGAUAUAUUGAAGUAAGACAUUGUCUUUGGUUAUGUGCUAUCCAACUGUUUUAUCAAAAUUUGUGCUUUUGUAGUACUGAACACUUAAUUAGGAAGGAAGGAAUGGAAACUUUAGUAAUUAAGUUAUGUAUAUUAGGUUGAAUUCAUUAUUGUUUCCAAAAGUGUAACUGAUGACAUUUAUCUUGGUUUGAGCCAGCACAGUUACGCACAAGCAGAAAUGUGAUAAUAAGAACUAUGCUGCCAUGCCUUACAAGUAGUCAAAAAUGGAAAAAAGCUGAAUCAAUUCCAGUGCGUGAUUAAGUGUACUGAUGAAAGUGUAUGUUAUUCCCUCAUAUAUCUACAUGUAUACUGUAUACAUAUAUAGAUAGCUGAACCCAUAGUAUUCUACAUACAGUGGUGAAUACUGUAUUGCAGUUUAAUGUACAUCUAGUAGAUGAUGUACUGUGAAGACACAUUAGCAUAUAUAUGAUACAAUGCUAUAGAUGAGAAUAUCCUUGCUUUCUCUUUUCUUUCUUAAAGCUGUGAGGAUGUGACAGGAGGAUAGUUGUAGACUUUUAAGAAACACCAAAUGCUGUACCCUCAUAACAUAUUUGUUCCAAGCGUUUAUAGUUCAGUACCUGACUGUCGAUGUUAAAGUUGCAUCCUUAACUUUUUUUUUUUUGGGGGGGGGUGAUGAAUAUGAACUACUGUAUAUUUAAUUUUCAGUGGUUUGGUGGAGGUCAAUAUUUUUCUAUACAAUGGGAUACAACUGUCACUAUUACAAUAUAGCGGGUAAGGCAUUGAAGACUGCUUGAUUUGAUUUGAAGGCAGUAAUGCAGGACUAAUUUUGAAAGUGCAAGGCUUAAUUUUCAUCGGUUCUGUUGCGAGUGUUUUAUCAUUUUUAUUCUGUAUGCUACUGAAAGGUUUCUUAGUGGAGAACACUGUUGGCAGGUAAGCUUUAAAAUCUCCAAUAGAAAAGCUGGUGAGAGACUUAUUUCCCAGAGGUUGAGCAUCAAAAUGUAUGAAUUUUGUCACUUAGUAAUGAAGUGUAUCUUUCACUGCAGGAAAUGUUAUUCCUCAGUAGGGUUUGCUAGAAUAAAGAUAUUUAACAAUGCUUUUUAACAGUGAAUAAGCUGAAAUUGCUAAUCUUAAGUAUGCUGGACACCAUUACAACCAGUAGAUUAUAUGAGCAUACAACAAUGAAUAACAGGGGCGUUUAGGAAUUUACAAAGUUAUUUAUGAUUCUUAAUGGAUAUGUCCCCAGUGUACAGAAAUAUUUGUAUUGCUCACUGGUGGAUUCAAGUGGUUUGAGAAACUGAUGCAGUGAUCUGAUUCAUCCUGGGUGAUAUAAAGUAGAGCCUUAAUAGUUUGGUAAUGUUCACAAUCUUAUUUCCUUUUUUUCAUGUGUUAUGCAGAGAAUGUCAAUUUUUAUGCGUAGUGUUAUAAACGAUUUUCUUAAGGUUUUGUAUUUUCACUGCAUAAGCACAAAGUGUAACAUGAAAUUAUUAGGCUUCCCUAAAUAUUUUAUUUUUUCAUUGUGAUGGUAAAUGAAAUAUUGUUCUCAUGGAUGGUAGGGGUAUCCCAAAGUGUUAUUUGUUCUGUGUUAGAAUUGUAGGAUGACUAAUUACUAUUGUUUUAUUGCUAGUUUCUUAAUUUUUAUUUUUACUUGUGUAGGAAAGUGAUUUUCAUUUAGUUCCUCAAUGCUCACAGCUUCCAUGCUAUUGAUUGUUAACUCAGUAGCUUAUAACUUAGCUCAGAUUGAGUGUUCAGUUAUAGGGAAACAUAUUUUGACAAGUGCAGCACUGUACAGUCAUUAAUGUUUGUGGCAAGGUACCCCAAAGACUGAAGGUUGAAUAAUAUUAAGACCUUGCUUUGUUUGUGUAAUAUUUAUGUAACUACAAAUAAUAAAGUGUUUAUUAUCUUUACCUAGA